Molecule: messenger RNA, 749 nt
Organism: Tilletiopsis washingtonensis
Lineage: Eukaryota; Fungi; Basidiomycota; Exobasidiomycetes; Entylomatales
Exons: 5
Coding region: 123-620 (165 amino acids)
Source: RefSeq, a predicted model, not a curated record
UCCCUCAUUUGCCCCGCAAAGGCCAGCUCGGCGGCAACACCUCGCGCAGCCCGCUUGGCGCCACGCACCACUUCGCUUGCGACCAGGCCGACGCCCUGUCUGCGCCGCUCAUCGGCGUCCGCAUGGUAACACACGAAGAACACGGCGAGCAAGCUGGCGCAAAUAUCAGCAUCUGCCACCCGCGCUGGAUCUAUGCCAGUGCUCAAGCUGGCACGGAGCUUCCGAAGGGCGACUUCCUCAUCCCCGCACUCCCGCAGACUCCAGCGAGCCAGGAGCCUCCGUCUACCCCUCAAAGCUACAAGCAGGAAGUCGUAGACGGUCUCUGCGCUGCCACGUCGGAGGACGAGAAAGACGAGCUCGAGGUGGAGCGCGCUUCGCAGUCUACCACAUCGCGAUCCACCCGCCGUCGCAACGAGCUAGCUGCGCUCAUGAAGUACUGGGACGACGAGCCCGUCACGAGCUGCACCUCCAUCGCCUAUGCUCCGAACGCUAAGGCCGAGAGCAGCUGCAGCCCAACGAGAAUGACUUCGCCGCCGGGUCUGAACCUCAGCCACCAAGCGCUCAGCUCUCAGCUCAACGCCACGUCCUCGAACAACUACGUCAAGCGCGAGCAGCUUUGAGAUUAGCAGGCGAUGGGAGCAGGGUGUGACGCGAGGGGAAUACAUGUGUGAGGAGUCAUUGGGUGGUAUCGAUGAAGGUCAGGCCGGCGUCACAGGUCAGUCGGACGUGAUGAAGAGCACUUUUUGUCG